ACAAUGUCACUGUCACUAGGCACUCGCUGUAGCCAGUUUGACGUUUCGAACAAAUCUGUGACUUCUGCAGAAACGUCGUUGUUGGGUUGAAGUUACGUAAAAAUUUACCUUUAGCUCUAGCAAAUCCCCAAACAUGAGCUUAAAGGCCAAUUACUACGACCAGCCGGAGGGUGAAGAUCUCUUCGGCAAGAUGAUCGCCACCAACAAGUACGCGCUGGCCGGUGGGCUCGGAUGGUCCACCAUCGAGGUAAUGAUGGUUUCGAAACCUAAAGGAUAUCUGCCCACCAUUGCCCGGUACAUGUAUUUCACUGGUCCGUUCGUCGGAAUGGCUUCUGCUUUUACCGUGGGUACAUACGCUGCCAACAAGCUGCGAGGUCGGAAUGAUGGCUGGAAUUACGUUGCCGGUGCGUUCGCGGCUGGUGGUGUUUACGGUGCCUGGAAGCGAAAUGUUGUCAGUGGGCUGGUAGCCGGUUUGAUUUUCAGCGUGGCGGGUGCACUCAAGAAGCAGUCCGUGGAUGAAGGCUGGGAAUUUUUCCCCGAUGUAAAGAAUCACGCCGUCAGCGCGGUCAAUCCGAAUCGCUACGAUUUCACCUUGACGCAGGAACGCGAACGAGGAUGGACGACCGGCAAGUAAGAUGUAGGUGGUAACACGAUGAGAACGAAUAAAUCCGGUUCCGGCUCCGUUGUAAAGCAAGUUAGGCAAUAAAUACUGUGGAUACUA
This is a messenger RNA of Anopheles funestus (African malaria mosquito), 721 nucleotides long. RefSeq lists its product as uncharacterized. The coding region runs from base 134 to 634 and encodes 166 amino acids. The transcript has 2 exons. Gene Ontology annotation, biological process: mitochondrial respiratory chain complex I assembly. The record is from RefSeq and is a predicted model, not a curated record. Lineage: Eukaryota; Metazoa; Arthropoda; Insecta; Diptera; Culicidae.